UGCUGCGGAAUCUCUCAGACCGCUACUACCGCUGUUUUGUAUUUUUUUUAAUAGCACGCCCCUCAUUAAAUAGUUUUUUAACUGUAGUUUUUGAUAGCUUGUUCCCUUCUCAUCAAUCUUUACGCCAUUAUUCCCUUCUCUGCCCUCCAUCCAAACAGGCGUAAGUAUUUUAAUCCGAUUCCGAAUCCUGCGGAAUCUCUGACCGCUACUACCGCUGUUUUGUAUUUUUUAAUAGCACGCCCCCUCAUAGUUUUUGGUAGUUUGUUCCCUUCUCCUCAAUCUUUCGGCCAUUAUUCUCUUCUCAGCUUUAGGUUGGGAGAGGUUUUUGAUACGCAAAAGAUUAAUUGUGGACUGUAGAUUUAGAUAAAAUGUAUUCUUCUCUGGGGAAACCGACCAACAUAUUCUGGCAAGAAUGCCCAGUUGGGAAGGCGGAUAGGCAGAAGCUCCUUAAUCAGAAGGGCUGUGUUGUUUGGAUCACCGGGCUGAGCGGCUCAGGUAAAAGCACUCUCGCAUGUACAUUAGGACGAGAGUUGCACAAUAGAGGAAAGCUGUCUUAUAUCCUCGACGGUGACAACCUUAGGCAUGGUCUAAACAAGGAUCUUGGCUUUAAAGCCGAGGACCGGACAGAAAAUAUACGCAGGGUGGGUGAAGUAGCAAAACUCUUUGCAGAUGCGGGGUUAAUCUGCAUGGCAAGUUUAAUUUCUCCAUAUAGGAAAGACCGUGAUUUUUGUCGCUCAAUUUCAUCAGAUGCAAGCUUCAUUGAAGUUUUCAUGAAUAUGCCUUUGGAAUUGUGUGAAGAAAGGGAUCCAAAAGGCCUUUACAAGCUUGCUCGAGCUGGAAAAAUAAAAGGUUUCACUGGAAUAGAUGAUCCAUAUGAGCCCCCUCUAAAUUGUGAGAUAGAGAUACGACCAGAGAAUGGAGUUUGUCCCUCUCCAUGUACAAUGGCCGAGCAAGUUGUCACUUACUUAGAGGAGAAGGGCUUUUUGCAAGAGUAGCGCGCGCAAAGUUGAAUUCCUUGCUAAGCCAAUACCGAGUAACGAAAUCAUUGUUCCCAACUUGUCUCUGACGAAUUGAUGGUGUCCUUGUCUUGCUGUGACAUUCUUCUUCUUCUUCCUCCUUUUUUCUUUUCUUUUCUUUUUUGGGGUGCCCAUUUACAUGCUCCCAAAUGCAUCCAGAUGGAUGCUUAUUUUUUUACAUGAGCAGGAAUCAGGAAAUGUGUUGUAUCUGUAACUUAAAUAUAUUUGGAGGGGAGUUGAUGAUAUUAUUUAUUCUCAAAUAUCUGGAGGUUCUUUCACCGCAAAUC
Messenger RNA from Asparagus officinalis (garden asparagus), 1303 nucleotides. RefSeq names its product adenylyl-sulfate kinase 3. Gene Ontology annotation, molecular function: ATP binding; adenylylsulfate kinase activity. Bases 369 to 995 code for a protein of 208 amino acids. Lineage: Eukaryota; Viridiplantae; Streptophyta; Magnoliopsida; Asparagales; Asparagaceae. Gene Ontology annotation, biological process: sulfate assimilation. The transcript has 7 exons. The record is from RefSeq and is a predicted model, not a curated record.